This is a messenger RNA of Lathyrus oleraceus (garden pea), 1098 nucleotides long. RefSeq lists its product as uncharacterized. The transcript has 2 exons. The coding region runs from base 1 to 504 and encodes 167 amino acids. The record is from RefSeq and is a predicted model, not a curated record. NCBI's taxonomy places the organism in Eukaryota, Viridiplantae, Streptophyta, Magnoliopsida, Fabales, Fabaceae.
AUGAGUAAGGAAAAAACGUGUGGUGAGAGAAACAGAGAAUUGAAAAGAAAUAUUUUUCCAAAAGCAUUACCGUAUAUCACUUGUUCUUCAUUUUCGGUAACCCAAAAUCGUCCCAAUUAUUCACCGAAACACAAAACCGAUUUCAUAUCUUUGAAGUUCGUUGAGUCCAGGUCACAAAUAUCCAAGGUUCGUUUCAUUCCGGCGUCGUUUCACCGAUCAAAAGCGACAUUGAAGUCAGGUACUCACGAAGGCAGCCAGCACUGCGUCGGUGACGGUUUCCAGCUUUCGGUCGAUCAUUUGGACGAUCAGAAGUUCAUCCUCUUCACACAAGGAAACAUGGAUUUUGGACGGAGAAGUGUGAAAAAGUACAAUCUCGUCAAUCCAAAGAUAGAUGAACUAAAGAAACUGGUUUCUUCGAUCGCAGAUCCUAUUGGUUUCAGAGACAGAUAUGGGGCACUUAUAUCUUUAUUGACACUUAGGAUGGAAGAAUAUUGCAGACAUUAGUACAGUUCUAUGAUCCAGUCUAUCACUGUUUCACAUUCCCAGACUAUCAACUCAUGCCUACAUUGGAAGAGUAUGCCCAGUUGCUUCACAUCCCAGUUGCUGAUACAGUACCUUUCUCUGGUUCAGAAAAGUUACCCGAGCACAGUUCUCUUGCAAAAGUGUUGUACAUGAAGAAGUCAGAAUUCAAGAAUAACUUCACCACCAAAGGAGGACUUCCAGGUUUCACUGCCAAGUUCUUAAUGGGGAAGGUUUCUUAUUUUGCCAGUCAAGGUUGUGAUAUUAUUGUGGAGCAUCUGUUCGCCUUGUUGAUCUACGGUUUGUUACUAUUUCCUAAUAUUGAAGGUUUUGUGGAUUCAUAUGCUAUACGCAUCUUCUUAAGUGGUAAUCCUGUUCCAACUUUGCUCGGAGACACCUAUCAUUCCAUCCAUUACCGUACUUUGAAAGAAGGAGGAACCAUAGUCUGCUGUAUACCGUUACUCUACAAAUGGUUUGUCUCUCAUCUUCCUAAGUCAGCUACUUUUUGGGAUCGCAAGUCAGGACUUCAGUGGUCACAGAGGAUUAUGUCUCUUACCCAGUCAGAUAUUGCAUGGUAUA